UACCACACUGAGCCAAAUGAACGGUGCGCCCCUUUGCACCACCCUGUUCCUGCUGCUGCUGUGCUGCGCAAGUGCGUGCCUCGGCUCGGCGCAGCAUCACUGCGGGUUCGGCGAGUUGAUGAGGCAGAGCGGCACACGCCCGUUNAGGCGUACACCGCGGCGGGGUCAGACGGCUGGGCGCCUCUCCGCAUCGUGGUGUCCACGAGGGACCUCGACAACACAUCGAAAUACUGCAACCAGACGGGUGUGGAACGACUGACAUUAACGGGCAGUAAUUAUACGUGCUCUUCUCUUUCGGUUCUUACGCCUGAAAAAAUUGCUGCCAUUAAGAACCCGAUCGUCCCUGUUGCUGUGAAACUGCACACGGACCGUCUGCUCGUCCAGCGUGUGAGUGGCGCUUUAAAAGUGCCUCGGUUUGAGGCGAACUCUGUGUGCGGCCGUUUCACAAUUCCCGAAGAUCACCACACGACAGGCGUGAGCGACGCAGAUAUGGUGCUGUACGUGGCGGCGGCGCCG
Trypanosoma grayi is the source of this 516-nucleotide messenger RNA. RefSeq names its product putative surface protease GP63. Gene Ontology annotation, biological process: proteolysis; cell adhesion. The record is from RefSeq and is a predicted model, not a curated record. Gene Ontology annotation, cellular component: membrane. The annotation marks the transcript as partial. Lineage: Eukaryota; Euglenozoa; Kinetoplastea; Trypanosomatida; Trypanosomatidae. The transcript has a single exon. Gene Ontology annotation, molecular function: metalloendopeptidase activity.